UGAAAUCAUCGAGGACACGCUGAUCCACUUGGCCACAGAGAAUGAGCAGUACCUGAGCGAGCUGCCGGAGCACGCCGGGAGCUUCAAGGACACGCGGAUCGUGGGUGAGACUGACUUGGCUACAGCAGCCCCCAGGGCAGGUCACAGCUGUACAGUGAGCUUCAGGAGACUGAACCAGUGACUGCUGUGCUCUUUGCAGAAUUUAUAUUCCUUUUGUCUGAGAAAUGGCGCUUGGACCAAUCGGCGAGGUACCAAGCAGUGGAGUUACUCGAAAGGUAACAAGAGCCCGGAACACUUAGUUUGUUUCCUGUUCUCUGGCUGUGCUGCCCAUGCUCGGUCCUGCCCUGUCCUGCUCUGUCCCCUCACCCAAACCACACACGACUUCUCUGUGUGUUGAGUGCUCUGUCUCUUCAUCCAUUUAAUCCAAAUUACCAGCUCUGUGUAUACUCUGAAUAUAUGUGGAAUUGCCUUUCUUCCUUCCUCAGCAAAGAGAACUGUGCUCUGAGCAACUGUGAGUUUUGCAGGUUUAUGAUCAAGCAGUUAGAACAGCUGUGGGAGUCCUCCAGUGGGAGUGUUAAAGGUGGUGCCCAAGGACAAGGGAGCAGCUGGAGCUCUGUGAGGGAUCAGAUAGUCAGCACCUUUGUCCUGCGACUUGUGUCAUGCAUUCAGCUCGCGAGCAAACUCUCCCUGCACUAUAGCAGAGUGACCAGUGACACAGCUUUAAAAUUUCUGCAAUCCUUAAAAUACUCUUACACUAAACAGGAGUUGCUGGAUUCAGAGCUUGCUGUUUUAAACACUCUGCACUUCCACAUCAAUGUGCCCACUCCGUUGGCCUACGUGGAAUUGCUUCUGGAGGUUCUAGGACACAAUGGGUGCUUGCUUCCUGCUAAACCCUUGCACCACAUGUGUGUGCAGCUGCUGGACUUCUGCUACCUGUCCAGAGAGACCAUCUAUGACACUUUGCUGAAGAUCGCCAUCGAAAACUCCACACCCAGCAAGCUGCAGAGCCAAGUUUUUGACAGUGAAGGAAGAUUUCAUGCUCUUGGCUGUUGGAAUCAUCAGCACAGGCAUGUUCAUCCUGAGCCCUGGGCACUGGGAGCAGGUUGUGGAGCAUUUGAACUGUAUCACUGGCAUUACUCCACAAAGCAUCGAGGAGUUCUCGUACGCGGUGCUGAGGCGCAUCCUGGGCAGCGCCGUGCCCAGGCAGCACCAUGGGAGCUGUGGGACCAAGGCUCCCAAAGGCAGGAUUCUGCCCCUGAAAUAGAGCCACUUUGUCUGGAACUGUCACGCUGCUGAACCCACAGUUCCUCCUCUGUGACACUACCUGGGCUCCCAGCAAAGCUCAGGAUUACCUUUGGUCCUGAGCAUCAGGGGUUCUGGAAAAGCAGUCGUGUGAAUUAGCAAAGCUCGUCCUGCCAGGCAUCCCAGUCACACUUUGGAGGGAGGCUGAGCAGCACAGUAGUUUUUAGAAAUGCCUCUUUGGGACCCAGAGGUUUAUUGUAAGAGGUGCAUCUUUUAAGUUGGGUCAAAGUUCCCUUUGACUGAACAGACUCCUCACAGUAGUCAUGUCUGAAAGGUGCUGCUGUGCCUGGUGCUCAGCCAUGACCAGGAUUGCUGGGAGCAGCUCUGACACCCAUGUUACAAACGGUGCUGUGCUGUCUCCACCUGCUGCUUUUCUAAAAUCCCUGUUUCCAGCUGCCUGUGACUAUUUCCCCUCUGCCAGCACUUGGAACACUUUUGCUCUUGCCCUACCACAGCCAGUAACGACCAGCAUUGUGACAAGGACAGAAUCCUGUCAUGACAGCAGGUGCCCAGGCAGGUGCCCUGUGAGUGCCAGGGUUUGUGCUGUGCCAGGCAGAGCUGAAGGAAACCACUCAGAGCAAGGAAUAGUUUUAGUGUUUCCUCAGUGCAGGAAUAGGCUGCAAGAGGGAUUACAAACUGUUUUAAGUGGUAUCAAACCUUGUUUAAGCUCAGUGGUACAAAGAAGUGCUGAUGUGACUGGGAAAAUACUUUAUUUCAAACUGUAGUUACUCUUUAAUGAUCAGGCAGAGUUGUGAGAGUUUUUCCAUGUUAUUCCCUGUGUUUGUAACAUUGGUCAUAAACCCCAAAAGUACCAGUUUAGCAUCCAUUUAAUAGCUGAGUUUAUUCUGUUCAACUCAAUGAUACAACUUUGCAUAUUGCUUUUCUAUAAACUACUUGUAAUAAUGGCAUUUUAAAUAAAGUGUCUUGUGGAUUUUUGGUAUUGUAAA
Messenger RNA from Corapipo altera (White-ruffed manakin), 2249 nucleotides. It is a transcript of the gene CNTD1, whose product is annotated as cyclin N-terminal domain containing 1. Bases 457 to 1296 code for a protein of 279 amino acids. Gene Ontology annotation, cellular component: site of double-strand break. The transcript is spliced from 5 exons. The record is from RefSeq and is a predicted model, not a curated record. Gene Ontology annotation, biological process: reciprocal meiotic recombination. Lineage: Eukaryota; Metazoa; Chordata; Aves; Passeriformes; Pipridae.